Oryza brachyantha (malo sina) is the source of this 2843-nucleotide messenger RNA. RefSeq names its product malonate--CoA ligase. NCBI's taxonomy places the organism in Eukaryota, Viridiplantae, Streptophyta, Magnoliopsida, Poales, Poaceae. The record is from RefSeq and is a predicted model, not a curated record. Bases 790 to 2529 code for a protein of 579 amino acids. Gene Ontology annotation, molecular function: medium-chain fatty acid-CoA ligase activity. Gene Ontology annotation, biological process: fatty acid metabolic process. The transcript is spliced from 17 exons.
CGCGAUCGGGAGGUGCUCGCUGUUUUGCUUCAGUGGGAAUGUCUCGGCUAGAAACAAGCUAGUGGCAGUAACCAGCCAUGGGUUUUAUCGGGCUGCCCGCUGCCCCGUCAUGCUUCAUCUUCGUUUGUUUUGAUGAGGGCUUCGGUGUGCAAGUGGACGAACUCGAGUUGAUCGGUGAAUAACUUGCGUCCUCUUGGAGUAGUGGUCCUAGUGGUUCCUAAACAGCCACCUGAUGAGUCUUCUGCGAUGAUGAUCAGUGCACAAUUUGCGUUAUCAUGGAGCAGUGGUCCGAAUGUGUUUCUAAAGCUGCCUGUUGGGCCCUAUGAUGCUACGUAUGCUCUGACUUGCCCUUGAUGUGCUUCAGUUGGCUUUAUAUCCCAGAUUCCUAGUAGGUACAUCACCCAUGGGUUGGUCGGUGCUUAGUGAAUGGUUUUCUUUCAACAGCCGAGCCACUUCCAACGAGUCAUUGAUAAUCACAUUGACAUUGAUACGUUGCAAGUCAUAACCACUCCUUUUGCUUAAAUUGAGUUCGCCCGAUAGUGUUGUGCUUCAUAGGGGUUAUAUGGAUUGCGUAGUGGUUCUGUCUGUUAGUGAGGAGGUACUGCUGACUGGUUAUGCAAGGCCAGAACUUACAUUUGGAUCAUAUGAAUUAAUUACUGGCUAUUAUUUUACUGUAUAAUCUGGUGAAUUUGAGUUUUCUCAUAUUUAAUUUUUCAUCUUGUAUUUUAGCUUACAACACCAGACAAAAUACUAGCACGCUCAUGGAGGUUGUUCAAGAAGUCCUUAAACAUGGUUCGACACAUGGUGUCCGUGCAGCCAUCAGAUCUGAUCAAAAGAGUUAUAACCUUGUACAGCUCAUUGCAUCUGCACUGGAUGUCUACAAUAUUCUUCGCAACAAAAAAUUUUCUACUGAAGUGCACCUGCCAACCCACACGUGCAUAUAAACUGGCACGAAAUUUGAAUCUUGUUGGCUGGAGUCAUCCACCAUCCCACCAAGAGACGACACAGAAUGGAAGUAAAGGUUCAUCCGCCGAAGGCAUUAAUGGAACUGGAUUCCUUUGUGGAGCUCGUAUCGGCAUAGUGGCUAAACCUUCUCCUGAAUUUGUCGCUGGGAUAUUUGGAACCUGGCUUUCUGGUGGAGUCGCAGUACCACUUGCACUUAGCUAUCCUGAAGCUGAACUCCUGCAUGUUAUGAAUGAUUCGGACAUUUCAAUGAUUCUAAGCACCAAGGAGCAUCAAGACAUAAUGGAGAGCAUCUCUACCAAAUGUUCUGCUCACUGUUCUCUUCUUCCAGCUGUGACAAGUGUACCUGUCGAUUGUCAAGAACCAUCAAGUAAUGAAGUGACCUCAUCUAUUUCUAGCUUAAUGGCUGAGAUUGACAGUUCAAAGGACAUUAGAGGAGAUGAUCCUGCUCUCAUCCUUUACACAAGUGGGACAACUGGUAAACCAAAAGGAGUGGUCCACACUCAUAAGGGGAUAGUCUCUCAGGUUCAAAUUCUGUCAGAGGCAUGGGGAUAUCAAAGUGAAGAUCAAUUUCUGCACUGUCUCCCGUUACACCAUGUUCAUGGCCUGUUCAAUGCCCUAUUUGCACCCCUCUAUUCUGGAUCAGUGGUUGAGUUCAUGCCGAAAUUUAGUGUGAGGGGAGUCUGGCAGAGGUGGCUUGAGUCAUAUCCUGAUGAUGGCAGUAAAAAUAAUGAAGCAAUUACAGUAUUUACUGGGGUUCCAACAAUGUACACAAGGUUAUUGCAAGGGUAUGAUAGCAUGGAUCCUGAACAACAGUCUGCCUCUUCCUUCGCUGCCAAGCAAUUGAGGCUAAUGAUGUGUGGAUCAUCAGCCCUUCCUUCCCCACUUAUGAAACGGUGGGAGGAAGUGACAGGCCACCGUCUUUUGGAACGCUAUGGCAUGACUGAGUUUGUCAUGGCAUUGUCUAAUCCAUUGCAUGGUGAACGUAAAGAAGGUACAGUUGGCAAGCCGCUUCCACGUGUUGAGGCCAAGAUCAUCAUGGAGGAUGGGACUGAAACUACAUCUGAAGUUGGUGAGCUCUGUAUUAGAAGUCCAUCCCUUUUCAAGGAAUACUGGAGAAAACCGGAGGUUACUGCAGAAUCAUUUAUUGAUGGUGGGUUCUUCAAGACUGGUGAUACAGUAACUGUAGACGAUGAAGGAUAUUUCAUAAUUUUAGGGCGCACAAAUGCUGACAUCAUGAAAGUUGGUGGUUAUAAGCUGUCUGCAUUAGAAAUUGAGUCAGUGCUGUUACAGCAUGAAACUGUCCUGGAAUGCGCUGUUCUUGGCUUGCCUGAUGAAGCUUAUGGAGAGAUUAUCUGUGCAAUAGUUGUGCCUAAGGAUGACGCAAAGAAAAGAGCUGAACUGGACUCAAAGCCUGCAUUGACCUUGGAAGCAUUGACAAGUUGGUCAAAAGAUAAGCUUGCUCCAUACAAGAUUCCAACAAGGUUGUACUUAUGGGAUUCGCUUCCUCGGAAUGCCAUGGGAAAGGUCAACAAGAAGGAGCUGAAGAAACUAUUAGGAGUUUAACUGUGGUUCCAGGAAGGCAGACAUUGUAAUGGUUAGCUAAUAAAUAUUUUUUGCAUUGAUAAUUUGCUGAAUCUAUCUUCUGAGCUAUAUAUUCCUUUUGCUUCAGAGGAUAACCAAAACCAAAAGGAAGUAACCCCUUGAAAAACAUUAGAGAUAGAUAGAUCCAUAGGUACGGUGUUUGCUAAUAAACGGCCAAACUGAGUUACACAGAUUUUCUUGGACAACUGCCACUACGAUGAAUAUAGAUAGAUGAUCACCCGUCGAUGUUGCAUAUGAUCAGAGAAUCAAACCUGCUAUUUUCAUGGGGGCAAAAC